AUGCAGGUGAUGGAUCAGCUGCGCCGCGAUCUCUUGCUCGCCGUGGGGUCCUUCGCUUUCGUUUUUGUUUACUUGACUUUUCACACUGGGAGCCCCCUCCUCGUGGUGGCGGGCCUGUCAUGCGUCGUGAUCGCAGUGCCAUGCGCCUACGUGGUGUUCGUCUUGAUCAAGGGUUUCGAUGCUUCCUUGGGAAUCACGUCCUUUCUUGCUCUCUUUGUGAUCAUCGGUUUUGGCACGGACAACAUCUUUGUGUACACGGAUUUCUGGCACGACUCGAGGGAUCACAUCGAAGACCGAAAGGCUUCGGGCGCGUUGGUUGAGCGUCUGGCGUGGACGUACAGGAAUGCUGGCAAGGCCACCUUCGCGACGACGUUCACCACCUCGCUCUCAUUCUUUGCCAACCUUGCCUCUACGCUGAAGCCUCUGAGGGAGUUCGGGCUCUUCAUGGGCCUCUGCGUCGUGAUGGUAUGGGUUCUCGUUUCCCUCGUUUACGUGCCCGUGUGUCUCGUAGAGGAGAGCAGGUGCAAAGGCUGCUGGAGCGGCAACGAUUGCCGCACAUCGCCCUCGACAGGGUCGCGGCGCGGAGUCCGACUCCUCGAAGUGCUAGCUGAAAAGCUGCACCAGUGGAAGGGUGCCUGCUGCUUCAUCCCCUGCGUCCUCGCCGUUCUUUCGGGCUACUUUGUGAUCGUCCAACUCCAGCUGGACACUUCAUUUCCAUCGCUGUUCCCAGAGGAUCCUUCUGCAUAA
Messenger RNA from Prorocentrum cordatum, 747 nucleotides. NCBI's taxonomy places the organism in Eukaryota, Dinophyceae, Prorocentrales, Prorocentraceae. The record is from the annotation of a GenBank genome assembly.